AUCAAGCAAAACCACUCACUAUUCAUCAACUGCUGCUCCUCCAAAUUAACCGAAAACUCCCUCUCCCCCCUCAUCUCCCUCAACGCCACCACAUGAAACCUCACACACCUCUCAUGACACUCCACCGCCACCUCCCCCUCCUCUCUCUGCAUCACAAAAUCACUCCUCACCGCCCUCGUCCUGUCUCUCAAAAACGCAUACGUGCGCACAAACCCCUCCCUAACCAUCAACUCCCCAAACAAAUAAUCCAACGUCCCUUUCAACACCCUCGGCGGCCUCAAAUCCGAAGGUAACGUCUUAUCCCCCGCAGCGCGUUCGUACGCUUUCACAGCGUGGGGGUGUGACACGCGUUUGGAGUGGGGAGGGGGGAGGGAUUCCCAAGGGAACAAGUUGUUCUCGCGUUCGCGCCGGUAGCGCUCGAACCGCGGACACAUGUCGGGGCAGGUCCCGACGAGGGUGAUGGCGUCGGAGAGGCGUUUCGGGACGAGGGGGUCGUCCAUGAGUCCCGCGCGGAUGAGGUGGAGACGUUCGGAUUCACGGGAUUUGACGAGGGCGUGCCAGAAGAGGUCGCGGUCUUCUUGGGAUUCGAGGAAGGGUUCGGAGGAGGGGGAGGGGACGGGGAAGAGGGAGAUUGGGGGGUCUUUGUUUUCUUUCUCUAUCUUUUCUUUGUCUUCCCCCUCGGAGGACUUGUCAUCCAACUCCCUAACGAACUUCUUCGACCCAAACACACCGCCUCUUCCUCUUCCUCUCCCUCUUCCCCUUGCGUUUGCAUUUGCAUUUGCACCGCCAGCGACCCAUUGUUUAUUCCGAUGCAUCCCUGGACCACCUGGUCCUACUCCUGGUCCUACUCCUACUCCUGGUCCUGAACCUACUCCUGAACCACCUGGACCACCUGGACCUGGACCUCCACGACCUGCCCCACCAAACACCACCGAAGAAGUUCCACUACCACCACCAUUACCAUUACCAUUCCCACUCCCACUACCAUUCAUAUUACCAUUACCACUACCACUCGACACAUUCCCACUCGCAUUCCCACCCCCAUCCCGAGGCGUCUUCACAUCCCCAGACACUCCGAAUCCGUCUCCGCUGGCGGGCAUGUUCUAUGGAGUUUUUGUGGAUUUUUGGGGGAUUUUUGGGGAUUUCGAGGAAGGAAGGUGUUUUCGAGGAUUUCGAGGUUUUCGGGGAAGGUGGUAUGAGAGGAAGGUGUUUUCGAGGUUGAGUUUGGGUUGACGAGGAAGGUGAGUUUUGAGCUUGGUGUACGAGAGGGUACGAGGAAGGAAGGAAGCAAGGUGAGUGAGUGAGUGGCACAACCCGAACACGCGCGCGUAACAGCGUAGAGGCGUAGUGAGAAAACACCGAAAGAGACACCUGAAAACCGUAAACCGUAAACCAGCAACCUGAAAACAAGC
Molecule: messenger RNA, 1412 nt
Organism: Lentinula edodes (shiitake mushroom)
Lineage: Eukaryota; Fungi; Basidiomycota; Agaricomycetes; Agaricales; Omphalotaceae
Exons: 1
Coding region: 433-1233 (266 amino acids)
Source: RefSeq, a predicted model, not a curated record